AUGGCACUGGAGAACAAGUCUCCGUCUACACACAACCGGCUCCUUGGUAUGAAGGUUCCGCAUCCACCCUCGACAAAUUUUCAUGACGACUUUCCCACUCCAUCUCCGAAACGUCAGAAAACAGCGCCGUCCAGCCCACGCAAGGCAAAUGUUGGCGCUGGCGAGGCUGCCGAUCCGACGGGCUUGCCUCAUGACAAGCGCGGAAGACAACGAGCCCCCGGCUCCGAAGAAGAAGAUGACAAUGACGACCUUAGAAUCGGGCAGGCUGAAGUGCCGAGAUCUACACAAUUGGAAACUGUGUUACCUCCCAUGCAAACUGAUGAAGAAGCUAUUGAAGCCUACGAGGCCUAUAAAGCUGGUCAGCAAGAGCCCGAGCAUAUCACUCAGUCGAGACUCGGCAAUCGAGCCUGGAUUCGAGGGAAAAGUUCAAUCUAUGUCGACGCAUUUAACCUGGCAUUAGACACCGUCCUAGAAGAGGAAGGUCACUUGUUCAACGAUGCGGAGCAGCAACUAUUCCGAGAGUGGAGGGGCCUCGACUACGAGUGCCAAUACUUGUAUGUCAGGCUCUUCCUUAGGAAGACGAGCAAGUGGUUUCGCGUGAAGGAUCUACAGUACUAUGGCGAUGUUGCAGAUAUCGAGGGCGCAGUCCAGCGGUUACAGCAGACUCGUGCGUUACCAAAGUCCGAAGAGGGCGCUUUCCAAGCUCCUGGUGAGCUCGACACCCCUGAAGGCAAUGAGCUAGGCGAAAGCUUUACUUUUGCGGAAUGCUCUUCUGAGCACAUCACUACGCUUGACGAAGCUAGUAGUCUCUUGUUGCUCGAUGAACUCAAAGUCCUCGCUAAAGAUGCGAGGGUGCAAGGCAAGAACAAGCGUGAGCUUCUUUCGAAACUUCGCCAGACAAGCGGCGCUCAAAGAGGCCUUGGCUUCAGAAGUCUCUCUCGAACAGAAACAGAAGAGUCGACCGAAUCCGCAGGCUCGGACUCAGGGGCUCGGACGCCAGCCUAUGAUGAAGAUGGUGAUGACUCACGUGAGUCAAAUCGUGAUGCACACUUUACCAAAAAGAUUCUUGAUCAAACUGGGCGGUGCAUCAGGCUAUCAUUGGCGGCAUUGAAGUUGUUUGAACGGGUGCACCUCGUGUUCUACCGAGACACAGAGUGGACUGAGAAGUCACUCACUGUGCUAAUCCUGGCGAAAAUCUCUCGACGAAAUUUCCCAGUAUACAUUGUUAGCCGAUCAAACAACAUUUUUGAAUCACGGGCAAUGCUUCUUGAGUUCGAGGCAAGCCUUCGGACACAGUUCAGAGUUGACAGUAUCCUCGAGUUCAAUGGCACUCCUGGCCGCAGGCAAUUUGACGAAGUCCUUACCAUCUUCGAGGCCGUGUAUCCUCGGUGGAAGGCGCUUCUGGCAAAGGAACAGCAGAAAGAAGACCGCUUGUACGACACUGGCGAAGGGGCCUAUUUGCGGCGCUUCAGUCCCGCCUGGGUCUACACCCGCAUCGUGCAUAAGGCACAGUACCCAUUGGCGCGCUUCAAGGAGCAUAAGCGCGAGCACGAGUUGAUGUCGGAGCUCUUAAACCAACGCUUAUUCCAUGCAGCAAGGCGAGGCUCGUGGUAUCAACGCAAGGCUCUACUGGAAGAGCACUAUAUGUAUGCAUUAAUGCCGUCAGAAGGCCGACCGGAGGAUUCCAACAAGAAGCACUGGAAGCGAAUUGCUCUACGGACGUGCGAAGAAGGUUUAGAAGACAAAGAGUGCCAUAUUAUUUACCACUAUGACCUCCAGAAGCGGAUCCGAAAGCUGGAAAAGCAACUGCGGAUUCCCAUGCGCGAGCAGCACGACUUUGGUCAUGUCAUGCUAGCAAAGGCAUCAGAGCGCACCGUGGUCGGAAUCCAGAUGGAGCGGGAUGAAGCCACUGGACGCCGGAGCAGCACAGGAGGCUCAGGUGGGAAGACUGUGUGGGUCGAUACUCACGACACCAAUGAGCCGGUUACAGUGGAGCUCAUGUGCCUGUCGCAUUACCGCCAUGUGUUGGGGUGGAAGGGCUAUCACUCGGAAGGCUCUAUCCUCCGGACCUUGUUUGGGUUACUGUUCUGCGAUGUGUUAUUUACUUACUUGCCUAACGUCUUCCAGACGGCUUACCAGACCUGCCCUCUGGACUUGCAUACCGAUGGCUUCUACUCGGCAAGGAUCAGUGAAAUCAACGCUCGUGUCAACGAUCUGAGCAACGGUAUGGCGGCGGAGAUCAUGCAGCGAACAUGGUCAGAGCACUACGAGCAGCGUACAUGCAUAGUCGGUGUACGAUGGGAUGACUAUGAGCUAAGCGACUUGCUGGAGAUUGUUGGCUGUUUCGCCGGGCAGUCUCUGGGCACAAUCAUGCGUGUGAUGGCACAAGAAUACGCGGCGAGAGGGGGUGGAGUGCCUGAUUUGUUCUUGUGGAAGCCUCCUUCGGCCGAGAGUAAGGAUGACGGCGAGGUCAUGUUUGCGGAAGUGAAAUCACUCAACGAUCGACUGAGUGAUACACAGCGGCUCUGGAUAUCGGUCAUGCUCGGUGCGGGCGUGAAAGUCGAGUUGUGUCACGCCGUGACCGAGAGCGACCAAGUUCCAAAGGGAAAGGCUUAG
Cyphellophora europaea CBS 101466 is the source of this 2616-nucleotide messenger RNA. RefSeq lists its product as uncharacterized. The transcript has a single exon. The coding region runs from base 1 to 2616 and encodes 871 amino acids. Gene Ontology annotation, biological process: interstrand cross-link repair. Gene Ontology annotation, cellular component: nucleus. Gene Ontology annotation, molecular function: flap-structured DNA binding; 5'-3' exonuclease activity; 5'-flap endonuclease activity. Lineage: Eukaryota; Fungi; Ascomycota; Eurotiomycetes; Chaetothyriales; Cyphellophoraceae. The record is from RefSeq and is a predicted model, not a curated record.